AUGGAGCGCCAGGCCCCUCGCAACAGGGGAGCAGCAGUGCCCGACCUGAUCGGCCGCAACAAAACAAUCAACAGCCUGGAUGGGGCCAUCAUCCAGGCACGUGAUGAGCAGCAGCAGCAGCAGCAGCAGCAGCAGCAGCAGCAGCAGCAGCAGCAGCAGCAGCAGCAGCAGCAGCAGCAGCAGCAGCAACUGCUGGUGCAGGAACAGCGGGGACAACAGCAGCAGCCGCAGCUGCAGCCAGGGCCACCGAGCGUUGACUUCCUGUCGCCCAGCUUUGACGCGCUGCUGGCGCUGUCAACCGAGGGCCUCGUCCCGCCCGUGCCGGAUGCUCCCACGCUGGAGUAUGUAGCCAAAUUCAGGGGCCUCAUUCCAGAAGAAGGGCAAGAGGACGCGGCGGCGGCACCGAGCUCAGCAGCGGUGGGGCCGGCGCCUGCGCCGGCUGCGGCGGCAGCAGAGGCGGACGCCGACGCUGCGCGCGCCAAGGCAGCGCGGGUAGCCAAGGCGGCGGCCCUCAAGCAACGUGCGCAGCACGCCGUGUCGCGCGCCGAGGCGGGCGUCGGCGUCGCGCCGCUGCCCGACGUAAUGUCCCUCGCCGCCGCCGCCGGCGGCCCGCUGGCCGCGCUGGCCGGCUGGCGGGACGCGCGGCGGCGCGUGCUGGUCGUCACGCGCCAUGCGGCGGGCGUGCGCGGGCAGGCGGUGGGGACCGUGGUGGCGUAUGACCGCUACAUGAACCUUGUUCUGCGGGACGUGGAGGAGCACUACACUGUGAUGAUCAAGGUGGCGCGGGAAAGGCAGCAGCGUGGCGAGGGGCAGCAGCAGCAGCAGCAGCAGCAGCAGCAGCAGCAGCAGCAGCAGCAGCAGCAGCAGCAGCAGCAGCAGCAGGAUCAGGAGCCCCAGGAUCCCGCGCCGCGCGAGCGCGUGAGGUGGUGCCGCAAGCAGGACCGGCGAUUCAGGCGGCUAGACCUGGUGAUGGUGAGGGGCGACCAGGUCGUGCUGGUCGCGGCCGGCGAGGGUGCAAGGACCGCUGCGCCGGGCGCCUGCGGCGGCGGGAAGCCCGGGUCCGCGGCGGCGGCCGAGGCCGCGGCCGGGGGCGGGGCCGGCGGCAGCGGGGGCGGCGCGGGCUGA
Molecule: messenger RNA, 1125 nt
Organism: Monoraphidium neglectum
Lineage: Eukaryota; Viridiplantae; Chlorophyta; Chlorophyceae; Sphaeropleales; Selenastraceae
Exons: 3
Coding region: 1-1125 (374 amino acids)
Biological process (GO): mRNA 3'-end processing by stem-loop binding and cleavage
Cellular component (GO): U7 snRNP
Molecular function (GO): U7 snRNA binding
Source: RefSeq, a predicted model, not a curated record